Haliotis rubra (blacklip abalone) is the source of this 1851-nucleotide messenger RNA. RefSeq names its product G-protein coupled receptor GRL101-like. Bases 1 to 1851 code for a protein of 616 amino acids. Gene Ontology annotation, biological process: G protein-coupled receptor signaling pathway. Gene Ontology annotation, cellular component: membrane. Lineage: Eukaryota; Metazoa; Mollusca; Gastropoda; Lepetellida; Haliotidae. The record is from RefSeq and is a predicted model, not a curated record. The transcript has 5 exons. Gene Ontology annotation, molecular function: protein-hormone receptor activity; protein binding; G protein-coupled receptor activity.
AUGGAGAAUCUAGCUGUGCUGAAUCUCGCCAACCUUGGUAUUCGUGAACUGGAACAGGAGUGCUUCAGUGGACUGGAGAAUUUAGUACAUUUAGAUCUACGCAAGAACUUUUUGAAGAAAAUUCCAAAGCGUGUGUUCAGAAAUAUGAGAAAUCUGCAUACUUUGCUGCUUGCGGGCAAUGAUAUAUUCGAGGCAUAUCCUGGGUCGUUUGAUGGACUUUUAAACUUGCCAUCACUCGAUCUGUCAAAUAUGGCUUUUACAACCAUAGUUGAAGAUAUGUUUUAUGGGCUCUCCAGUCUUAUGUUCCUGAAUCUUUCACAUAACAAACUCACCUCGAUAGAAGAUAGGAGCUUCACCGGGGCCGGCAAAGUCCAAACGCUUGAUCUCACAAAAAAUGACAUAGCUGAAUUCACGGGAGACAUAUUUUCCGGUCUUGGAGAGCUGGCCUACCUUCACAAUGAUAAGUACGUAUUCUGCUGCUUCAGACCUCACACUGUUCCAGAAGAACAGUGUCUCCCUGCAGCUGACGAGUUCUCUUCCUGUUCAGACCUAAUGAGGAAUGCAGCACUGAGGAUCUCAAUGUGGGUCCUAGGCUUCACUGCUCUUGUUGGUAACCUUAUGGUGAUUUUGUCUCGAUGCAUCUAUGACAGACAAAGUUUGAAACGCAGCAAUGACUUUUUUGUUGCUAACCUCGCUAUUUCUGACUUUGUGAUGGGAAUAUACAUGAUCAUCAUAGCAAGUGCUGACACCUUCUACAGAGGAGUAUACAGCUGGAACGAUGAGGCCUGGAGAAGCAGCUGGGUGUGUCAGCUGGCAGGUGUCCUAGCAACCCUGUCAAGUGAGACAUCCGUCAUGUUCCUCUGUAUGAUCACGGCAGACAGAGUCCUGGUCAUCAAGUUUCCUUUCAAAGAUUUCAAUAUCUUCAAACGAUAUUCCAAGUACAUCAGUCUCUCGGUAUGGAUUCUAGGUUUGCUGAUGGCAGGGAUGCCACUUUUGCCCAUAGAUUAUUUUUCAAGUUCGUUCUACUCUCGAUCAGGAGUCUGUCUAGCUCUACCGCUGACCAGAAACAGGCCGCCAGGAUGGGAGUAUUCCACCACCAUCUUUGUCAUCUGGAACUUUAUCUGUUUUGUCUUCAUCGCUUUUGGUCAGGCUGUUAUCUACCAGGCUGUGAGAGCAAGUCAGAAGCUGAGAAAGGGACGCACGACCAACGAUAUGGCCAUUGCUAGGAAGCUGUCCUUCAUUGUUCUGACGGACUUUGUAUGCUGGUUCCCUAUCUGUGUCAUGGGUCUGAUGGCUCUCCAGGGCCAUGCUAUCAACUCUGAAGUGUACGCCUGGGUUGCGGUGUUUGUUCUGCCGAUCAACUCCGCUCUCAAUCCCAUCAUCUACACUCUGUCAUCAGUUGACACCAUGAGAAAACGAAAGCUGAACAGAGAAAAGACGUUCUCAAGUACUACUCGGUCAACUGUGAGGACAGGGUCGUCUAUCCCUCAGAUUUUGCGAAAAGAACUCCUCUUCUUGAGCCAGCCCCCAAAUUCGGUCUGUCUGUCCACUUACAUCGGGUCACUGAUGUCCGCCAGGCAAAUGCUGACCAUUGCUUAUCAGUUAGCAGGCUCUAUCGACCUUCUUCACUCCAAUGGGCUGGUCAAUGGUUUGGUGGAGACAGACAGUGUAUACGUCGUCCUUGAUCAGGGGAUUAUCAAAAGGGUGACUGCAGCAUGUGUGCCCAUGGCAACAGAAAUCGAAGAGGACUUCAGUAAGGAUAUCAGGGACUUUGGUCUUCUCGUGUCCAAGAUGUUGAAAGCCUAUACAGUUGCUAAGAAACAACAUCUGGCAAAGAUGGUCAACCAGUGA